GGUAUUACAGAACAGCCUAGCGUGUACAAAUACAUCUCACGUUUCUUGUAUUCUGUUAAUGACAAUAAACUCGCGACGAUAAACUUCAAGAUUCCAGCAAGUUUCAUUAAACCUGUCGUGAGAUGGUUGAACGGACCGAAAUCGUAUUGUGGCCUGAUUUUGCGCCUCAGAAGGGGUACUUAAAAUAACCGAUGAGUUCACCUUGUUUCCGGAUUCCCCACCCUGCUCUCUACCGGUUUUUUUGUUCUUUUGUUAUAUAGAGCCCGCUCCAGCCCCUAUCGUCAAACAUCCCCACUUCGUGAAUACCAUGGCUUCAACUGAUAAAGCAGCACGACGAGCUAAAUUCGAAGGUGCCUGGAAUGCCAUCCGCGACGAGCUCUUGACUCAUUUCAAGUCUUGCGGAAUGCCCCAGGAAGCACAAGAGUGGUAUUCUAGGAAUCUUGACUACAAUGUUCCUGGCGGAAAGCUCAACCGUGGCAUGUCUGUCAUUGACACGGCAGAGAUCCUACUGGGCCGUAAGCUCUCCGACGAGGAGUACCUUCAGGCAGCCGUCCUCGGUUGGGGCGUUGAGAUGCUUCAAGCGUUCUUCCUUGUCUCUGACGACCUUAUGGAUUCUUCGAUCACGCGUCGCGGUCAACCUUGCUGGUACCGUGUACCAAAAAUCGGGUUCAUUGCCAUGAACGAUUCAUUCAUGCUCGAAGCCGCCAUCUACCACCUCUUGAAGGUGCAUUUCAAAAAGGAACCGUACUAUAUCGACCUGAUUGAACUGUUCCACGAAGUAACUUACCAAACCGAAAUGGGCCAGCUAAUCGACCUCAUCACCGCUCCCGAAAACGAUAUCGAUUUGAACCGCUUUUCACUGAAAAAGCAUUCGUUAAUUGUUAUUUACAAAACUGCCUUUUACUCUUUCUACCUCCCUGUCGCCCUGGCGAUGUUAUUCUGCCGUAUUCCGACCUCGUACUCCCUUCCGUCGUCUCCCAAACCCAUCGAGCCGUACGAAGUCGCGAAAGAGAUCCUCAUCCCGCUGGGUGAAUAUUUCCAAGUCCAAGAUGACUUCCUUGACUUUUCCGGCGUUCCUGCUCAGAUCGGGAAAGUCGGUACUGACAUUGUUGACAACAAAUGUUCAUGGUGUAUCAACACUGCUCUUGCAUAUGCUACACCAGCGCAACGAAAGAUACUGGAUGAGAACUAUGGUGUAAAGCCCACAGAGGAAGAAAAGGAAAUAGCGAAGAAGAUGGCUGCAGGGAAGAACGGGGAAGAGCAAGGAUACCUUGGUGAGGCGGAGAAACGCGUCAAGAAGGUGUUUGAGGAGAUUGGGUUGAGAAAAAAAUACGCAGAGUAUGAAGAAGGAGUGUUUCAAAAGCUGAAUGAAAUGAUCGACAACAUCGAUGAGGGCGCUCAAGGACAACAAGGUGUUUUGAAGAAGCAGAUAUUCAUAAGUUUCCUGGGCAAGAUCUAUCGUAGGCAGAAGUAGUUUUGGGUCCCCGCUUUUCUUUCGUUUACUUACCGAGAAAUGUUAAGAAUUAGAUAUAUUAGAGAUCUUUAGGCAAUAAUAAUUCGUAGUUCGUAAAGUCUUCGUGGUUGUUUGUCACCACGCGCUGCUGACUCGGCCGCACAAACUGUCUGAUUACUCCGAUUGCGGUCGAGG
This is a messenger RNA of Lentinula edodes (shiitake mushroom), 1648 nucleotides long. Its product is annotated as farnesyl-pyrophosphate synthetase. Gene Ontology annotation, biological process: trans, trans-farnesyl diphosphate biosynthetic process. Gene Ontology annotation, molecular function: dimethylallyltranstransferase activity; (2E,6E)-farnesyl diphosphate synthase activity. The record is from RefSeq and is a predicted model, not a curated record. Bases 308 to 1474 code for a protein of 388 amino acids. The transcript is spliced from 4 exons. Gene Ontology annotation, cellular component: cytoplasm. NCBI's taxonomy places the organism in Eukaryota, Fungi, Basidiomycota, Agaricomycetes, Agaricales, Omphalotaceae.